Molecule: messenger RNA, 1166 nt
Organism: Galendromus occidentalis (western predatory mite)
Lineage: Eukaryota; Metazoa; Arthropoda; Arachnida; Mesostigmata; Phytoseiidae
Product: sulfotransferase 1C4
Exons: 7
Coding region: 90-1004 (304 amino acids)
Molecular function (GO): sulfotransferase activity
Source: RefSeq, a predicted model, not a curated record
AGACCAUUCCAGACGGCGUCUUCUCUGCUCGAGAGAAGAAGUCACAGUACUGCGGGUCUCCCAGAGAAUCGUACGUGAACCUCCCGAGCAUGGCGGAAGUGCUCGAUAUGAAUUCAAUCGAGGUACCCUGCAGAAUCAUCAAUGGGCAUCGGAGUCCGCUCAUGUUCUCUCCUGAAUCUUUCGAUGCUGCCUGCAAGUACCGCGCCCACGACAGCGACAUCGUUUUGUGCACAUAUCCGAAAUGCGGAACCACCUGGGUUCAGUACAUGAUGUGCAAUCUUCUACAUUACGAUGACUUCGAUGGGGACAUGUCGACCGUGAAGGACCAGUGCCCGUAUUUAGAACUGUUCGGUACCGGGAACUUGAAACCGGGAAGCUUCUACAAAAUUCAUCUGCCCUUCAACUCCGAAACCUUCAACCCGAAUGCCAGAUACGUCUUCGUCACACGGAAUCCUCGAGACGUGGCCGUAUCUUACUAUCAUUUCACAGCGAUAAUUCCACCAGGAAUCCCUGGUGUCCCGAAGGGCGCCUAUUGGUUCCCAAGAUACGCUGAACUUUUCCUGAGGGGAGAAGUCUGGCAUGGAUGUUACAUGAAGUACCACCGUGAUUGGCUCAAGGGUCUCAGGGAACACGGAAAACCAGAGAACGUUCUGAUUCUGGUCUACGAGAAGAUGAAAAAAGAUCCGAGAGGGGAACUCAUCAGAAUCGCGAAUUUCCUCGGAGGACGGGCCGCGGAGCUCGUCAAAGAUGAAAAGGUUGUGGAGACAAUCCUGGAGAGAACGAGCGUCGAUUCGAUGAAAGAGUCCGUGAACAAGUCGGCCGCCUCAUUGUUCAAGAAAAUGAAUGUCGCGGUGGAUACACCAAACGAUAGCGUCGAGUUCGUACGGAAAGGAGUGGUUGGAGAUCACGCCAACUACUUCACCCCGGAAAUUUCCCGGAUGUUCGAUGAAUACAUUAAUUCCGAUCCCGGAAAUCAAGAAGUCAUGGAACUCUUCAACGUCUAGAGGGAAGAGAGGACUGACGAGAUGGAUUACCGCAGAAUUUUUCCGGAGGAUUUAUCUCAUCGUUCGCAGAAAUCAAUUUCCGCUCGCCUUCCAUGGGGAUUAUCGGCGACCCAUCCUACCAGGGUUUUCUUCAACGAGAUUUCGAUUUUUUAAGAACUCCCG